AUGAACAGAGACAACAUACCAAUGGAUGAAGCUAGAAGAAUGAAAGCGUUUGCGGUGCAGAAGUACAAGAUCGGCGAUAUUGUCACAGCGAAGCAGUGCGCUUGGAGAGCAAAACAUCUGAAUCCGAACCUUCGUGGUAUUCAACGCCUCAACACACUUCUUGACGUGAAAAUCGGAUUCCAAAAGAGAAUCAAGGGCACCGACAUGGUUGAUUGGUACGCUGUGUUGGGGGUCAAACCAACCGCCGAUGUUGAAACAACCAAAAGACGCUACAGAGAAUUGUCUACCGACUUGAUCAUGGACGUUGACAGUGAAGACUCUCUGGACAGUUCUGAAGCAUUCAACAUAUUGUCUCAGUCCUGGAAAGUGGUGUGCGUUGAAAAGAAGAAGCAAUAUUAUGACAGGAAACGCGAAAUACAACUACGACUACAACAUUCUUCAUCAUCAUCGUCAUCGAUGAGUCGUGCUAAUCCAUGCAGCUCCAAGAAGAAGCAGGUCAGGAGAGCGAGUCAGUCUCCGAGCAUGAGCUUGACUUCUUCUACUCCGGUGGUUUCUCCAAGUAUGAUUGGAGCUGCCUUGCUUGACAAAGGUAAAAAAAGUGUUAUGCAGGGUCUUUACAUGUAUGGUCUUGCUUCUGGAGAGAGUAACGUUAGUUCUUCUCUUGGAGCAACAAAGAUCCCUCAAGACUCAAAGAGAAGCAAUGCUGCGAAGAGAGUUAGGUUUGUAAGCAAGGACACUGAUGAUGUUGUUAUGCUUGAGAAUGUGUUCAAGAAACCAGAGGAGAAAGCUGUUGGUGAUGAUGAGAAGCUUUAA
Messenger RNA from Microthlaspi erraticum, 813 nucleotides. The record is from the annotation of a GenBank genome assembly. Lineage: Eukaryota; Viridiplantae; Streptophyta; Magnoliopsida; Brassicales; Brassicaceae.